Messenger RNA from Thermochaetoides thermophila DSM 1495, 498 nucleotides. RefSeq lists its product as uncharacterized. Bases 1 to 498 code for a protein of 165 amino acids. Lineage: Eukaryota; Fungi; Ascomycota; Sordariomycetes; Sordariales; Chaetomiaceae. The record is from RefSeq and is a predicted model, not a curated record. The transcript has a single exon.
AUGCAGCGGAAAGCAAUAAACGCCCAUGCAACAACUAACAAUGCCGUCAUCACUGUGCUGAACCACAUCAUCCCCGCGCUUCCCAGAGCGCUCCCUAACCUCAUCGAAGCUAGAGUAAAGCCAACAUUGGGGAAAACGAAACUCCACCAGCUGAGAUGGAACCUCCGGUCUGGCAUACCCACCAAGACAGCAACUACAGCCGACGCAAAGAACCAGAAGCUCAAUCCCCAAAGAAAGACUGCGACGCAAAGAGCCAGCAGCCGCAUCGCUGCACCCAACAUCUGCACUUCCGUUCCAUCCAACCCUUCCAGGACGGCCUUAAUCCCUCUAACAGCAGGCCCUGUAUCCCCCGCAAGUUCUUCCAGCACCCUUGGCAUCUCUGCUGCCAUGGCCACAAACACCGAGCACGUAAAACUUGGAGGCCCAACGGCAAUGAACAUACCCGGUCUCUGCACAGGCAGCCCAAAAGCCAUCAGCCGCGACAGAUACGUCGCGUAA